UUCUUUGGAGAUUUUGAGUCUAAAUCACUGCGAAGAAACUAGUCCUGAUGUCAUUAAAUCUGAAAAAGAGAAUAUUGAGCAGCAGUUUUACCAUGGAGGAAAAGUAACUUGGAUGAAUCUCUGGCUUGCAGAUCAAAAAAUUGUUGGAGAGGUUAUUCAAAGAGAUGCUUACAAUGAAGUCAACAGUCUGGUAAAAGACUGUCUUUGUUGGAGUUUGGACCGGGCACCUAUCAGCUGCAUCAACAUGUACCAUCAUCCGGGCAGUGGUGGUAGUACAGUGGCAAGGCAGGUGCUGUGGAAUAACCGAAGGGAUCUAAGGUGUGCAGUUGUAAAACCUUCAUACUCAGCAUCGGUUGUUUCAGAAGAUGCCAUUUGGCUUUGAGAAUAUGAAGAAAAAGAUCCCCAAAAAUGCCUCCCUGUACUCCUGCUGUUUGAAGACUGUGAUCAUGAGUAUUUAGAAGAUGUCAAGUAUGAACUGGAAGUAGCCGUCAAUACCAAGAAAAUAGCACGUGGAACCCUCUGCUUCAUCCUGUUAAGUUGUAGGAGAUCUCACAAUCCAGAAAAAAUGUGCAAGGAAUCACCUCAACACAACGUUUCUAUUACUCAUAAGCUUUCAGAGACAGAAAAAAAGCAGUUUUCCAAAAAACGACAAAGCCUUGAAAAACAGUUUAAACCAGAAUUCAUUCUAACAUUUGUCCUGAUGAGUGAGGAAUUUGAGAGCCACAAAAUUAUUGAAUAUGUGAAGCAGUUUGUCAAGCAUUUACUACAAGGCAUUGAUAUCAAGUCUGUUGUUACUAAGCUUGUUCUGUAUGUGGCACUGCUCAACACUUACGUGCAGAACUCAUUCAUUUCUCGGUCACAUUGCGAAGCUCUCCUGGGUCUUUCAGUUCAUUUGGAUAGAUUUAGACAACAUGCCUUUGAGACUUCUCUGAGUGAGCAAGCUAGAUUGGUCUUAAUACAUUUGAGGGAUGAAAAAACCUACAUUAAGUUCAUCAGAAUAAUUCAUCCGCUGAUUGCAAAGGAAUUACUCCAUCAACUUCUGGGUGACAAGCAACAACAAAGUGGUCUCGCUUUGGAUCUUCUUAACAAUGAUGUGCUCUUUGAGCACAGGUUUGGUAAAGAUCAGUACAUGAAGUUCUUGCGAGAUCUGUUCAUGACACGCCGCAGGAUCAGCAAAGGUGAUAAAAUGGACACCUUCUUCUCCCCUCUAAUUGAGCAUGUGAGAGAGAAAGAAUGUCCAGAUAAAGCUAUCGAACUUCUCAAGGCGGCUUACAAGCGUUUUCACGAGGAUGCAUUUUUUGCUCAACAGCUGGCUCGACUCAAUUACAAACAUGACAGAUUUGAAGAAGCAGAACAGUGGGCAAAGACUGCUGUAGCGAAAAGGCCAAACAAUUCUUACUUUCUUGAUACCAGAGGUCAGGUGUACAGGCAAUGGUUCACAGCAAAAUUUAAAGCCAUGAAGCAAACUGAAAAAACACCUGAAAAUGUUGUAGGUGCUUUGGAAACAGCACUAAAGGCUAUUGAAUGUUUUCAGGAAUGUGAGAAAGCAGCAGUUGAAGACAAUGAGACCAUUAACAAUGCUGGCUUUUUUGGAGUAGUAGAAGUAGGAUGUGAAUUGCUAAAGCUGAUUUCCUCUCUUGAUGUGUUCUCGGGAAGAAAUCAUUCCCAAUGCAUAAAAUACCUCCUCACAGAUUAUAUGCCUGCUGAGGUAGAAAAACCAUGGGAAGUUUUUCAUGGGAAGCUGAAGAACCUCCAAAAAAUAAUACUGGAGGCACUGGAAUGGAUUUCAGAAGACUUGAGUUACUUCCAGACUGACAAGAACACCGAUGAGGAGAAGACAUCUGAGACUGUUGAGAGGACCACAAAGUACCCCAUGCACUGGCUGGUGAAUAAGUCUUCUGCCUAUGGUAAAUACUUUAGUGGUGCUUCUCAAAGUAAAGACCAAAACCAAGGAAAGUUAACUCCUGUCAUGAAACGCAUGAUGAUUUAUCAUCAUGGUGGGGGAAACAUCACAACCAUUUUUUCCAUCCUAACAAACCAGAAAGAUUGUUGUGGUCUUAACAAACCAGAAAGUCCUGUCAUGGUUCUGGAGCAAAUUAUUUCACUUUACCCAAGCAAUCCUAUGGGGGCACAAAUGCCACAAUCCGACCUUGUCAACUACAUAGCAUCACACUUUGCUUUAAGUUGCCUCUCAACUCAGUCUCCCAAGCUGGCUGCAUUUCAGGAUUUACAAAGUCUGACUGACCAGUUUCCUAGAGAGAAACAGAGGUGCUUACCAAGCACUCUUUUCUUGCUCGUCUUACUUUUCUGGCCAGAAGAACAUGACACAGAAGCAGAGAAAGAACACAAGUAUGAGAUAGUGCUCUCUGCUGUUGAACACCUCCAGAAACUCUAUGACAAGAAAUUGAAAGACAUCCCUCCAAGGAAAAAGAGGAUCUACACUCAUUUCUUCCUGAGCAAUGGGACUGGUUUUGAAAAAUUUGUCCACAAGAGUAAGUUUGAAACAAUCACAAAAAUGUUCUCAGUUUCAGAAAAACGGCUGAAAUGGUUCAGUGGAGAGUUAUGGAAAAUGCCAGAAAUGUCUAAAUUGCUGAAAUGUGUCACAGGCUGGACGGAAGACGAGAAGGUAUUUCUGGAGGGUCCCAAAGGAAUGAAAUUUCAUAUACCAGCUCUGAAGACAUCCUCAGUACCCCACAACAAUGAGAAUGUCACUUUUUACCUGGGCUUCACUCUGAAAGGACCUGUUGCAUACAACAUUACAGUACAAACAUAG
Carassius carassius (crucian carp) is the source of this 2773-nucleotide messenger RNA. RefSeq names its product sterile alpha motif domain-containing protein 9-like. The coding region runs from base 566 to 2773 and encodes 735 amino acids. NCBI's taxonomy places the organism in Eukaryota, Metazoa, Chordata, Actinopteri, Cypriniformes, Cyprinidae. Gene Ontology annotation, cellular component: cytoplasm. The record is from RefSeq and is a predicted model, not a curated record. The transcript has a single exon. Gene Ontology annotation, molecular function: protein binding.